AUACCUGGGAGGUCCCGUUUGAGGAGAUCUCAGAGCUGCAGUGGCUGGGCAGUGGUGCGCAAGGAGCCGUCUUCCUGGGCAAAUUCCGGGCAGAGGAGGUGGCCAUCAAGAAAGUGAGAGAUCAGAACGAAACGGAUAUCAAGCACUUGCGGAAACUCAAACAUCCUAACAUCAUUGCGUUCAAGGGAGUUUGCACUCAAGCCCCAUGCUACUGUAUUAUCAUGGAGUACUGUGCACAUGGACAGCUCUACGAAGUCCUGCGAGCGGGGCGGAAAGUCACCCCUCGGCUGCUCGUGGAUUGGUCCACGGGGAUUGCAAGUGGGAUGAAUUAUCUGCACCUCCACAAAAUCAUCCAUCGAGACCUCAAGUCACCAAAUGUUUUAGUUACACACACAGAUGCAGUAAAAAUUUCAGAUUUUGGUACCUCUAAAGAACUCAGUGAUAAAAGUACCAAAAUGUCUUUUGCGGGAACUGUGGCUUGGAUGGCCCCCGAAGUGAUACGCAAUGAGCCUGUCUCUGAAAAGGUGGAUAUCUGGUCGUUUGGGGUAGUUUUGUGGGAACUGCUUACGGGAGAGAUUCCCUACAAGGACGUGGACUCUUCGGCCAUCAUCUGGGGAGUGGGCAGUAACAGCCUGCACCUUCCUGUCCCUUCCACGUGCCCAGAUGGCUUCAAAAUCCUCAUGAAGCAGACCUGGCAAAGCAAGCCCCGGAAUCGUCCCUCCUUCCGGCAGACCCUGAUGCACCUGGAUAUCGCAUCUGCUGACGUGCUGGCUACUCCUCAGGAAACCUAUUUCAAAUCACAGGCUGAAUGGAGAGAAGAAGUGAAGAAACAUUUUGAGAAAAUUAAAAGUGAAGGAACUUGUAUCCACCGGCUAGAUGAAGAAUUGAUUCGUCGUCGAAGAGAAGAGCUGAGACAUGCAUUGGAUAUCCGUGAGCACUAUGAGAGGAAGCUGGAGCGAGCCAAUAACUUAUACAUGGAGCUCAGUGCUAUUAUGCUGCAGCUGGAGGUCCGUGAGAAGGAGCUCAUAAAGAGAGAACAAGCAGUGGAAAAGAAAUACCCUGGGACUUACAAACGCCAUCCAGUCAGACCAAUAAUCCACCCCAAUACAGUGGAGAAGCUGAUGAAGAGGAAAGGGGUCUCCCAUAAACCAGGCAGCCAGACUAAACGGCCCGAUCUCCUGAAGUCAGAGGGCAUACCCAGCACAGAAGCAGCAUCCAAUGGCUCACCAGUCUCAGGAAGUCCCAAAAUGUCAACACUGAGUGGCAAAAGCCGCUACCGCAGUAAGCCACGUCACCGCCGAGGGAACAGCAAAGGCAGCUACAAUGAUUUUGCAGGGAUCUUGAAAAACCAGCCAGUGCAAGAUGAUGCACCCCCACCUCCACCUCAUAAUCAUUCUCCUCAUCCUGGCCUACCGCAGCAACCUGGCCACAGCCAUCCCCACGGCCAUCACUCACGGCUUCAUGCCCACGGACAAGAUAUUGCCAACUGCGCAAACAACUUAAGGUACUUUGGCCCCGCAGCAGCGCUGCGGAGCCCUCUCAGUAACCAUGCGCAGAGGCGGAUGUCUGGUUCCAGCCCCGAUCUCAUCUCUGCUGCCAUGGAAGCAGAUUGCCGAAGGAAUCUGGAGAGCAAAGAAAGCAAAGCUGAUCAUUGGGAGUGUUGCAAAACAGAUCCAUAUAAUUCCUGUCUUCAGUGCAGGGAAGAGGACAGUGGUCAGGUACAAAUGCCGUCUGCUGAAACGGGGAUGAGCCAUUCUCACUCACCAACAUCUGUUUCCCUGUACGAAAAUGCGCAGUUCAUUGAGAAGCCGGAGGAAGACGGCUUCAGCAGCUGUCAGUCAGCGUCCGCCCUCGGCACUCCCCAGCACAUGGCUUCCUCAGUGCUACCUUGCAAAGCAAGACCCCUUCAAAAGAGUGGUGACGACUCUUCAGAAGAGGAAGAGGGCGAAGUAGACAGUGAAGUGGAGUUUCCUCGUAGACAAAGACCUCACCGCUGCAUUAGUAGCUGCCAGUCCUACUCAACCUUCAGCUCAGAGAACUUCUCUGUGUCGGAUGGAGAGGAGGGGAACACGAGCGAUCACUCGAACAGCCCGGAUGAGGUGGCCACCAAGCUGGAAGAUGAGCUGGCUGAGAAGCUGGAGGACAUGUUGUCCCAGACUCCAGAGAUCCCCAUUGAAAUCUCCACCCAGUCUGAUGGGCUUUCAGACAAAGAGUGUGCUGUGCGGAGAGUCAAGACUCAGAUGUCUCUGGGCAAACUUUGUGCGGAUGAACACAGCUGCGAGAACCCAGCACAGUUUGGAGAAUCAGACUGUGACUCUUCUGAAGGGGAGUGUUCUGAUGCCACGGUCAGGACCAAUAAGCCCUGCAGCUCUGCUACUUGGAAGAGAAGAUGCUUCUCCUUCCCACCCCAGGAGUGAUUUGCAAUAACCCGAAUCUCUGGAAAAUGUCCAAAUGAAAUUAAUUCUCUUUGAGCAUUUCAAUCAAGAAUGGCAGGGAUGUAUUUUAUUGAAUAAUCUAGUUACUGUAACAUGGAUAUUUAUUUUUUUGACAUUUUAACACUUUUUACUGUAAAGAGUGGAUUGUAUUUAUAGACACAAAGACUUGUUGCAAAAAAAAAAAAAAGUUCAGAAAGCAAGCACAUUACAGAGAAACAUCCUGGGAGUCCUGCCUGGACAGCUUUGUGUACAGACGCGGGAGGAUUCUCUUGCUGCUUUCACAGGGGACCAGGCCUCGUGGCCCUGAAGAUUGGAGAACAGAUCAAGAAAACUGAACCACUCAGUCUUAU
Pterocles gutturalis (yellow-throated sandgrouse) is the source of this 2785-nucleotide messenger RNA. It is a transcript of the gene MAP3K13, whose product is annotated as mitogen-activated protein kinase kinase kinase 13. Gene Ontology annotation, molecular function: JUN kinase kinase kinase activity; ATP binding. The annotation marks the transcript as partial. The record is from RefSeq and is a predicted model, not a curated record. NCBI's taxonomy places the organism in Eukaryota, Metazoa, Chordata, Aves, Pterocliformes, Pteroclidae. The transcript has 13 exons. Gene Ontology annotation, biological process: JNK cascade; protein autophosphorylation.